This is a messenger RNA of Marmota monax (woodchuck), 1022 nucleotides long. RefSeq names its product small integral membrane protein 22 (gene Smim22). The transcript has 5 exons. Gene Ontology annotation, biological process: regulation of cell population proliferation. The record is from RefSeq and is a predicted model, not a curated record. The coding region runs from base 706 to 963 and encodes 85 amino acids. Lineage: Eukaryota; Metazoa; Chordata; Mammalia; Rodentia; Sciuridae.
UCCGGUGGCCGCGUCUUUGUCUCCGAGAACGGGCCGGCCCCUUGCACGCCCUGGCCUCGGUGUCCACACAGCGCAGCGCAGGUUGCCCAGGGUGUUGCAGCUCGUUCACCGGCUUAAAAGCUGCUCCUUGUGUUCCCGAAUGGGCCGGCCGAGGUGACCCAGCUGUGAGCCUGUGCUUGCUUCAAGUGUUCCAGCAAGACAGACAGACAGUGAACAAAAUAGUUGCACGUAAUUGUUUACUCGCAUCUGUGGUCAGUGCUGGCAAAGGGAGUAGAGUGGGCAGGGGCCGCUUCCUCGGCCUCGGGCCCACCCGGGGAGGCUGCAGAACCGCCUCGUCUCUGUAAGGACCCGGUAGUUUCUGUGCUGUUGAGACGUCCACUUGGUACGACCCGGAGAACGACUUCGCGAAGCUCGGAGGCUCGCUGACCAGGCUACAGCAGGUUUUCAAGCCGGCUUUGAGGAAGGUCACCACCACAGACCCGACACCUUGCAAGGGUUAUUUUUAAGAAUGAAAGAUGUAGUGUGAGGCCAGCCGCAUCACCCCAGCUGCCCAGAGAAGGGAGUGGACCCUGGCCAAGCUCCUGACCCCAGCCCUCUGCCUGUGCUCUCUUCUUCCUCUGGCUCUCUGUCCCCUUCUAUCCACCAAAUCAAAGGGCACUGAGUGCCCACCUGUUCCAGGUUGCUUGUCUGCUGGUUCCUGCGGAGAUGGGCCUGUCUGCGGAGGAGCUGAGGCAGGAGCUGGAGGUCACAGCCCAGGAAGUGCUGGGGAGACUUAAGAGUCGCCACCUGUUCCAGUCCGAGUGGGACACUGCUGCCUUUGUGGUCUUCCUCAUCUUCGUGGGCACCGUCCUGUUCCUGCUGCUGCUGGUCACUGCCCACUGCUGCUGCCACUGCUGCUGCCCCUCCCCCAGGAAGGUGAAGGAGAGACCUCAGGGAGUGGACAACUUGGCUCUGGAACCUUAAUGCCUCUCCCUUGGUUUGUGUCCUGCUGGUGAUGGUAACAAAGCUUAUGUCUGCCCAGA